This is a messenger RNA of Amyelois transitella, 1158 nucleotides long. RefSeq names its product transcription initiation protein SPT3 homolog (gene Spt3). The transcript has a single exon. The record is from RefSeq and is a predicted model, not a curated record. Gene Ontology annotation, biological process: transcription by RNA polymerase II. Lineage: Eukaryota; Metazoa; Arthropoda; Insecta; Lepidoptera; Pyralidae. Gene Ontology annotation, molecular function: protein heterodimerization activity; transcription coactivator activity. Bases 159 to 1109 code for a protein of 316 amino acids.
CGUAAGCUUAAUUUCAUUUGUUGUUUUAUUUCAUUUGUUGUUUUGUGAAUGCAGUGAAUGUGUUUUUGUUUAAAAUUUGCAAGGCUCGCUUUUGCGAUUGAUGAGUUUUCUGAGAGUUUACAUAAGCUAGACCAUAAGGAGAGCUUCUCUACCACAUCAUGGUUUCCUAUUUCACAAUUGAUGCGAUAGGGGAAGUAACGAAUUUCCAAAAAGAAAUUUCCAAUAUGAUGCACGGUUUUGGAGACAACCCUAAUCCCAACGCAGCUACAGUCGUCCUUGUAGAGAAUAUUGUUUUACAACAGCUCAGAUUAAUAUUACAAGAGGCCCUUAACAAUUCAAACAUGCGAGGCGGUAAGGCUAUAUCAAAUUAUGAUAUAAUUUAUUUGAUGAGAAAGAAUCCUAUGAAACUUAAACGAUUGCAUGAUUAUCAGAUUAAAUUGGACCAAAUAGAUAAAAACCGUAGUUCAGUAUCAGGUGUUCCAACAUCUGAGAAUCUGAUUUCGAAUAUUAUAAUGGAAGAUGAGAAAGAUCCAACUAUUAAAAAGCGCCGAACACACAUUGACGUUAUCAGAGAAAUUGACGAAUUUUCCGAGGUCAGCCAGUUUAAAUUUGACGUCAUAGAUUACUUGAGGAAAGUAAGAGCUGCAAAAAUAACAGAGUCAAUGUCAUUUGAAAAGUAUGAAGCUUAUCAUAAGGCGAGAUGUAGUUCUUUUCGUUCAAGUUAUGGCCUUGGGAAAGGUUUUGUAAAGUUAGAGAGGUGGAUUAAUCCUAAUAAAGAGUUGAAGAUCACUCUAAUGGCAUUGGAAAUCCUCUGUUUUAUAGCUUAUGAGACUGUUGCAGAAUUAGUUGAUGCAGUGUUUCUUACAAGGCAAGAUGCCAAGAAAAAGAAUGGUGAUCCUUAUAGCAAGUUUGAAGGUGGCCAUUUCUGUAACCCAGUUAGUUUGAACAAUGCUGUGUAUAUCAAGUCUGGGUAUGAAGGAGUCCCUGCAAUAACUGUUGCGGAAGUGAGAGAAGUUUUAAGAAGAUAUUUUUCACCCCGAGUGGGUAUGAAUGGACUGUUUUAUAGAAAUAUGUGUCAGGAUUUGCCUGUCAGGUUCAUUGCUAUAUGAAUUUAAAAAUAAAUUAGUUUAACGUAAUAAAUGUUGUUAUAAAUGUCAA